Molecule: messenger RNA, 639 nt
Organism: Cucurbita maxima (winter squash)
Lineage: Eukaryota; Viridiplantae; Streptophyta; Magnoliopsida; Cucurbitales; Cucurbitaceae
Product: RING-H2 finger protein ATL14-like
Exons: 1
Coding region: 94-552 (152 amino acids)
Source: RefSeq, a predicted model, not a curated record
AAACAAAUGAAAAAGAUCAGAAACUUUUCUCAGAAUCUUUCCGGCGGCAGUAAAAACCAGAGGCGGCAAUCUCCUCGAUAGGCUAUAACAACCAUGUCUCCGCCACCUCCACCGGAGUUAUCCGUCGACGUUCUAUCAACCGUGGAUCUCGACUUCCUAAAUUUCGCCGGACUGUUCAUUCUAGCGGUGACGAUCAUGUACUUCAUUUACACCUAUUACGAACAUAAAUACUGGAAUCGAAGCCGAGAUAUCGAAGGGGGAAGGUCGGCGGCUACGGCGUCGGUAGGAUCUUCUGGAGAGGAUCGACGAUGGGCGACGGCGGUGAUUUCGACCAGGCUGUUUCAGUACGGAGAGCGAGGAAUGGAAGGGAAAAAUGCGGAUUGUUCGAUUUGCUUAGAUGAAUUCGUAGAAGGUGAGAUUUGUCGAAUGCUUCCAAAAUGCAAACACGUUUUUCAUCGAUUUUGCAUCGAUCAAUGGCUUCCUAAUGAACGCCAUUGUCCUCUCUGUCGUUCCCCUGUUCAUGUUCGUUUCAUUUUUGCUCAUCGGUCUUGAAACAUUCUUUUAUUUAUUUGCGAUUUAGAUUUUUUCUUUUUUUGUUCGUAAUUGUGUAUAAUUUUUAUUUGUUCAUUGUUCAUCAUU